Triticum aestivum (bread wheat) is the source of this 644-nucleotide messenger RNA. Its product is annotated as transcription repressor MYB4-like. Bases 57 to 644 code for a protein of 195 amino acids. Gene Ontology annotation, molecular function: transcription cis-regulatory region binding. Gene Ontology annotation, biological process: cell differentiation; regulation of DNA-templated transcription. Gene Ontology annotation, cellular component: nucleus. The record is from RefSeq and is a predicted model, not a curated record. The transcript has 2 exons. Lineage: Eukaryota; Viridiplantae; Streptophyta; Magnoliopsida; Poales; Poaceae.
UAUCUAACCCUAGCUAUAUCUAAGUCGACCUAACCAUCGCAGGCACGCACCUAACCAUGAGGGAGCCACGGCCACGACGAAGUCCGUGCAAGCAGCCGACGACGGAGAAACACGGCCAGCCAUGGCGCCGCCGGACGAACAGCAGCACGCGAGAUGCCAAGCUUCUCUCUAGCGAUAGUGCCGUGCCGUCGCCGCAGCCGGCCAAGGCUACAGGGGGACUACUUGCUGGGGCAACGACGAGCUUCUCCGAGGACGAGGAGGACCUCCUCAUCAAGUUGCACGCUUUGCUCGGAAACCGCUGGCCCAUCAUCGCCGGGAGGCUGCCUGGGAGGACGGGCGAGGAGGUGGAGGCCCACUGGGGUUCGCCGGCGAUGAGGAGGCGCACGGGCGGCGCCGAUCCCGACGGCCAUCGUGCACUACUGCAGGCUUUGCUAGCCUCCUCACAUGAUCAGCACGGCGAGCAUCUGCAAAGGACCGUGCCAAACCAAGUACGCGACGAGCGCCCCGGCCGUCCUACCGACGACAGUGCAGUGUCGGACGCCGGAAGCAGCAGAGCCUGCGCAUUAUCGGACGCCGACAGCAGGUGCCUCUCUGAACUGAACCUGGAGCUCACCCUCCCUACGCCGUGCAGUGCGUCUACUUGA